Molecule: messenger RNA, 2482 nt
Organism: Stylophora pistillata
Lineage: Eukaryota; Metazoa; Cnidaria; Anthozoa; Scleractinia; Pocilloporidae
Product: stimulated by retinoic acid gene 6 protein-like
Biological process (GO): vitamin A import into cell
Cellular component (GO): plasma membrane
Molecular function (GO): signaling receptor activity; retinol transmembrane transporter activity
Source: RefSeq, a predicted model, not a curated record
UUUAUAGCUAUUUAUCUUAAUAGUUCUGUCAUUCCUUAACACACGCAAAAGGAAGUUAAAAAUGUGCGGGGGCAAAACUAUUGGUCGUCCAGGGUUGUGCAUUCCGGUGAACUUGGUGGACAGUUACGAAAAUAGACUUGGAUUUGCUUGUGCGUUCGGUGCUACGACAUCGAAAUGCUUGGACAUCCUGUUUUAUGGGGACUAUACUGAGAUAUUCCCCAGGGGAGCAAUCGCAGCCUUUGAAAAAAUGCCCUCGUACACGUCAAUUGUAUGGAAGAUAAUGGCCAUGUUGGUUAUUGGUAUCGCUUAUUACCCUCUAUUUGCCUGUAUGUCCUCUAAAUGGAAGAUUACUGGCUACGUCUUCGGUUUCCUAUACUCCACUAUGUGGAUUAUCUUUGUAUUGUUGAAGCCCAUUCAGUGUCCGGAGUUUGCUGGACUUUUAUUUGCUGUUGAGCUACCCACGUUUUUGUGUUUGAUCUACCUUUCGGUGAAGUACUUAGUGUUAUUGGUUAGAGGAAUAUAUAGGAGAUGCCGUCCGGAUGCUUCUGAAAAAGACGACGAAAAUGAGUGGAUGACGUUUUACAAAUACAAAUACGUCGUCAAACUUUUAGAGCCAGUACCAAAGGAAUUCAGAGACAAAAGCGGGGAAACUUCUUUAAAAGGAAAGCUGAAAAGAAAGCUUUACAAGUGGAGACCAGAUUUCAAGUACUCGACGCGAGUCGUUUGCAUAUACGUGGUCGGCUUUAUCGGGAUAUAUAUGAUACUUCUUAUAGACUGUUGGUCUGCAAUGCAACUUCUUCAGUUACGGGACGUGAUUGUCGACGGUUAUGUGGCUACCGUUGAUACAGUCAGAGAAUGGCUUAUGAUUGGAGUAGUGUCCAUUUUUGUGGCUGCUGGAGUAGCUGGAAUUCACAGUAUAAUACUAGCGGCAAACAUGCUGUCAUGGUACAGAGGGCAUUUAUUACGUCUUCAACGUGGGGAAAAAGAUUUUCUUCCAGCACAAUUCUUUAACAAAAACCCCUCUGCCAUCACGGUUUCAACAUUGAAAUACGCAGGCUUCCAGGUGGCUUAUUUGUGUUGGGGUGUGACGAUCACGACGAUAACUGUGGCCCUUAUCGUUUUCGUCAUUGGACAACAGCUCAUCAUGCCCACGGUGCGCGGAAACUUCGACUCUUUUCUCUGGUUGAAGCUCCUUAAUCUCUGGCCCGCCGUCUUGAUUUCCUUGGUGUUCUUCUUCUUCCAGUUGUUGAUGGCCAAAUACGCCUUUUUAGUGGAUAAGGAUAGAACACUGGCCCUGGAUAACAGGCGCCUAUUCCAUAUCUGCACCUAUUUUUUAUUUUUCUUCAAUAUUUUUCUUGGAGUUGUAUCAUGUCUCAAGCGCAUUUUGAUUGGCGCUCUUCUUGGGGUCGUGUUUCUUGCACGAACACAAAAGAGUGUUAUAUCACGUGAUUGGGAACUGAAGGAUCCAGGGUUUAAUGCGUACGUUGGAUAUCUUCUUUUGGAACACUCUCAUGCUAAUCCAGUGCUGGUUACAUUUUGUCGACUGCUAACCAAGACGCUUAACGACAGAGCAGCUUUAGAAAUGUCAGAGGACUCUGCUAAAACAAACCAUGCUUUUCAUUCUUCAUCCUCAAACAACCAAGUUAGUAUCGAGCUUGGUGACAGCUCGAGCAAGAGAAUGAACCAAACUGUUCGCAAUCGUUGGCAGCUGCUUCUUACGCUGCAUAACAACCCAUCGCUUAAGGAGCACAGGCGAUCGGAACUCUUCGUUCAAAAGUCGCCGCUGACGGCUUUUGGAGUAAUGAUAAAGAAAGGCAUGAUGCCGUACAGGGUUCACGAGGAAAAGGAAAGGGAGAAUGAGUCUGGUGUCGAAGAUAUCAAGCUGUGAGUUGCAACAGUAACUCAAAUCAUAGCUCACAAGAUAUUUUAUUGAUGAAAGAUGAUUUCAGUCCUGGUUAUAAACAGAAAAUAUGCUUAUGAUUGAUCCGCCAAUAUUCCUUCCGGGAAAGCAGAAAUAUGCGUAUUCGGUAUAUUCUGUGUCUUCAAAAGAGAAGAACAAAUCUUAUAAAGUACUUGAAUUUUCUUUUUAUCUGGUAUAGAAAGAAAAAAGGCUCGUGGCAACGGUUGAUAUAUCAAAGAAGCUCAAAGAGAAUGAGGCAUCAUGCUCGUUCCAUCUGGAAGUUCGUAGUGGAUACUAGCACCUUUGCACCUUUCGACGAUGGUGGUAGAUUUAUUAAACUUAUGUUGCCGAAAAAAUUAUGAUCUUUAAUCAUACCGGUAUAAAUAAACAUUGAUUUUGCCUAUAUAGGGAUAUGAGUCUUUUGUCAAUGUAUGUUUAGACUCUAUGUUCCUUUAUAUAUACAUAUUAUGAGGCCAACUUAUGAUUUGCAAUAUUUAUUUCGUCCACGCCGACAAAUCUAAUGGUACUAACCUUUUGAAUGUAAACAAUAUUAUUAAAGAAUUGCACAUUUCAAUUUCUUAA